This is a messenger RNA of Paralichthys olivaceus (Japanese flounder), 2855 nucleotides long. It is a transcript of the gene cdkn1d, whose product is annotated as cyclin-dependent kinase inhibitor 1D. Gene Ontology annotation, cellular component: nucleus. Gene Ontology annotation, biological process: regulation of mitotic cell cycle; signal transduction by p53 class mediator. Gene Ontology annotation, molecular function: cyclin-dependent protein serine/threonine kinase inhibitor activity. NCBI's taxonomy places the organism in Eukaryota, Metazoa, Chordata, Actinopteri, Pleuronectiformes, Paralichthyidae. The record is from RefSeq and is a predicted model, not a curated record.
GGGUAUAUAUCCAACACAAACACGUCGCAGGGACAUAAGAGCCACAACGAGAACGAACCCUCCCGUGGAUCGUUCAGACUGACUCUGUUUGUUACCGCGGGUCCGUGGAGUACACACACACGCCUCUCGCUGCGCAGUUUACGGAGCGAACGUCAAACUCCGCAUUUUCGACACGUUUGAGCAACGGACGCUGAUGGGACGUGGCAAUGGCCUCUCCAUCAACAUCUACCAACGGAUCACUUAUGGCGUCUGACUCAGCACUCUCCUGCCUAAGGGGCAUCGAGGCGCUGAAGAUGAAGUCGGGGCCCGUGAGGAGGAAUCUCUUUGGGCCUGUGGACCACCAGCAGCUGCAGCAGGACUUCCAGAGGCUGCUCUGCACGAGCGUCGAGGUGGCCAACAAGCGGUGGAACUUCGAUUUCCAGGCCGACAUGCCGGGAGAGGACUCCAACAUAGAGUGGGAGGAGCUCAAGUGCCAGGAUGUCCCAGCGUUUUACCACAGCUGCAUGGUCAGGCCGGUGGUGUGGCCCGAGAUCGAGGCAAAGAAGGGGAUGAGGCGGACGUCAUCCUCGUCAGGCGAAGCUUCACCGACGUCCAGCAGCUCGUCUGGGGAAGAGUACUUGGAGGUGACCGCCAGGAGGUGCUACAGGCGGCAGAAGCCAGGGAAACGUCGACAGUCCUCUAUCACAGAUUUCUUCAAGGUGAAGAAGAGCAGACUUCUGCAUUACAAAGCUUCCUCUCGGCAGUAGAAAAGCACAACGAGACCCGAUGGAGGAUAAGUGGGCCUGUCCCUCCACGUGUCACCUCACAUGGAUAUGUCUCAUAUCUUAUGUAUAUAUGUAGCAAUUUGUAACUGACUGUCCACAAGCUCAUUCAGCAUGGGCUUAAAAAAACUCCUCCUACACCACAUACCUUUAAUUUUUCAGCACAAGGAAGCUACAGUUUUUGUAGUUAAUCAAGCUUUGGUUCUACAGUUUUUGUAGAUAAUUAUAAAUUUUAUAUAUAUAUACUGUAUAUAUUCUAUAUACUGUUUUCCUUAGCUGACUAUACUGUGAAAUAUUUUUUGAAUGCACUCUUUCAGGAAAUAACAUAAAGGGGCCUAGAGGUUAAGUUUCCUCUGAACGUGCCUCGAAUAGUAUUUGACCUCAGUCCUCGACCUUUUUGUUUCCCUCUUGCUAAAAGUCAUGAGAGGUUUUGAUAAGAUGAGUGACUUUUCCUGGCCUCACAUCACACUUAUCCUUAAGUCUCACCCCGCGGCCCUCCCCUGAUCGCUCGGGGUCAAAACCUCACCCAGGGUUAAAAAUUUUGGCAACCCGUCUGCGAUUAGCACCAGGUUAAAGGCCAAUGGUGGAGGUUUGGCAAUGAGGUAAUGCAGCCACACUCUGUCGGAUAGUGACUUAAAAUUCUGAGUAAUAAUAACUGUGUUCCGUAUGUGACUAUUUAUUUAUUAUUUCACGAUGCUAGAUCAUCAACUAAAUAAAGUAAUUGCCCCCAAAUUAAAGACUAUAAGUCAUCGUGGCUCAUACAUUAUUCCACCAUUGCCUUUUAAAAAUAUCAACCAUUAUAUUUAACACCAUCACAACAUAGCAAAAAAUAUACAAAUUGCAAACUAUUUCUGUUUUGCUUUGUAUUAUUGUAUUAUUUGCAUAAUGAGGUUGUAAAGAUCUGUUUCGCACAGAACAGACCAGAACAAACCUUAUUUAGUUGUAUGUUUUUUAUUUUCAGCUUUAUGCUUCUAACAUUGUAGCAUUUUCCCACUCACUUUUUUUGAUAAUUGUUUUUUUGUAAUGAUCAGCUGAGCUGCGUCACAUUUUCUAUUGCCGUGCAAAGCGUUUGCAUUGUGUCUGUGUGCAUAUACAUGUUUGUACAAAUGUGUGUUGUGGUUUUUUUUUUUUUUAUCUUUGGGUUUCACAAGUAGUAAAAAUUGUGGCAGCUGAGGCAGUUGAACCAAAGAAAAAAUCGCUGUGCCAUUCAAUUAGUAACACAUCAUUGACACAAGUUGCUUACAGUUUGAGUAAUCAGUCAUGGGUCACAGAAGGUCACGUCUCCAAAUAUUCAACUAUCAAGUGAAAUCACCAAGAAAAAAAAAUCUGUUCUUAAAAGUCAGGUUUUCUACAUUUAACGUGAUCUGUAACUUUAAGUUGACUCAAACAGGAUGUGCCUAUUUUCUUUCCCUACCUACAGUCAUUUAGUUUGCAUUAAAUAAAAACCUAAAUAACCUGAAUGAAUCCACUCUUACUACCUCAUUAUUCAGUUUAAACAAAUAACAAAGCUCAGGUCGUUUGAGUUUUCAGGCGCAACAGAAGUGACGAUUCUGUUGCGGUUAAAAGCUGCAGAGGGUUCAGCGCUAAAGUGUAGAGUUUCACAUCAGGUAAAAGAGUCAGUGUGUCAGAGCGGGGGGGGGGGGCGCUCCGAGCAGAGGAAACCCUGGCCCCUCUAGGAGGAGGGGGCUGGGUUGUUGUUUUGCUUUCUCUCACUGCCUCACUCUGCUUUGACAGCUCCGCAGAAGCAGAGCAGAGGAGUAAAGUGUUUGUGGAGAGGAAGAACGAGGGAAAGGAAUAAAAAGUUUCUUCAAAGUGAGAUACUUCAGGGGGACACAACAGAUUCUGGACAUAAAAGCAUUUCUCCCUCCACACAAGUGGCCUGUGAUUUAGCUUUUGUCUGCUCCCACCCCCCACCCCUCAAAAAGUCACACAGCCUCUCUUUCAUAAACCAACCGCCUCAGUCUCUGCGAAAAAUUGGCAUAAAAGCAGCCGCUCAUAAUCAUGUUAGCACAACGUUGGCUUUUUUUCACGGCUCUACGUGGCUGUUUCCUCACCGAUUUAAACAGAGCACACGUGGCUAUUUAAAAUAAUUCA